AAAAGGGAAGAGAGAGAGAAAGAGAUAGACAGAUAGAUAGAUAGACAGAGAGGGACCGUGAGGGACUGUGCUCGGUUAAUCCGGGCUCUCGUGUGUAGGCACACAAUAGCUGAUCGAGUGUACUGGUAGUGACACACGGCUGCGAACGGUUUCCUUAAACAAGAAGGAGAACAGAGGAAGCUCGCUUUGGUGCAUGGUGGCUGUGUGCGUGUCACCGGGAAACAGUUCCAGAGCCGCUCCGGCGGCGCUCCCCGAAUCUUAACCGCAGAAUCGAGAAUCCUCCGUUCGCGGUGGUGGCGGCGAGGCCUGGUGGUGUCUGUCUGUCUGUCUCGGGCCACGAGAGGAUUCAGGCAGUUGGAUCGCGAUCGCACGCGGCAGGGGCCCCUUGUUUUGCUAAUGGAGGUGACCGUUUUCGUGUGUGUUCGACCGCAAGGGAACAGACCACGGCGAUGCACGCCGUAUUGACUGAAACGCGAUAUUUCUCAUUGACUAUUCCUCCCGGCCGGCCGGGUGAGAACAGAGCCAGAUCGAAAUUGGCAUGGAAUCGUCCAGGGUCCUCGACACGACGAACACUCGCUGCUGCUCCAGUCUGUGAUAAUCACUAGCCGCUUAGAAACAAGAGUAAACGAACGGGAGGAGGAGGAAAAGACGGAACGUGAAGAAGAAACGCGGCGGAAGAAGGGAUAGAACCUGUGUAUGUGUGUGGUUCGCGCGUGUUCCUCAUUCUGCUCCGUUUCCUUCGUCAUAUAUAUAUAUAUAGAUAUAUAUAUAGAUAUAUAUAUAUUUACAAGUGUAAACAGUUUUCGGAAAAUCAGUUUUCGAGGUUAGGAUAGCAUGGGGAUUGAUCCCCUGAAGGCAUCGACCGACGCACCGUGACACCUGCGACUCGCCGCGUACACGGUUGUGUCUCUCCUGUUCCUCCCUGUGCCGUUGUCGACGUUAUCGUCGCCGUCGUCAACGUCGUGUCGUGCCGUGUGUGCGUGCCAAUCCCCGUAAGACGCGUCUCUCUGUGUGUGUGUGUACAUAGAUUCUUCCCCCAGGAAGCCGCUGGAGUAUUAUAUCCGUCGGCGGUUGUCCGAGGGAAGACGAGAAAAGAAAAUAUGUCAAGAAUGGGGAUCGAUCCCCGAUACGACACCGUGCAACGUCGCGACCAUUAAAAAUCGACCGUGAACCGGGGGAGGGGGGGGUUUGUUAUUCAACGCGUGUCUCUCUCGGGGGAGAACCUUUAUUUUUUUAUUUUCUCCUUUUUUAACCCUUCGGUUUCUCUAUCUGUCGGUCCCGUUGUCCCGCCGUUUAUACGAUCCGUGUGUGCUUUUCUCGCCGCAUCUCCCGACAGUUCGCGCGGACACGGGUUGUCGCCACGGAUAAUUUCGCCGCAACGGAGGAGGAGACCAUUGUCCAGCGAAAAUGCAGAAAAGGGACGGUAGAGAGACACGCGAGAAAGAGUUCGCGCUUAGCCCCGAACGCGACCAGGAAGCCGCGAAGAGGAUCUCGCGCGGCAGCGGGAACGCGACCAGGUCCAACGUGCACUCGUCGAGGCAUAGUGUCACGUCGUCCUCCAAUGUGUUGAUGGUUGGCCCGAACUUCCGUGUCGGCAAGAAAAUCGGAUCCGGCAACUUCGGGGAACUUCGGCUCGGGAAGAACCUCUACAAUAACGAGCAUGUAGCAAUUAAAAUGGAACCAAUGAGGUCGAAGGCGCCACAGCUGCACUUAGAAUAUAGGUUUUACAAAUUAUUAGGUUCACACGAGGGUAUUCCGGAAGUAUAUUACUUCGGCCCAUGCGGGAAGUUCAACGCCUUGGUGAUGGAGCUGCUUGGCCCGAGCCUGGAGGACCUGUUCGACCUCUGUGGGAGGAGGUUUACCCUGAAGACCGUUCUGAACAUCGCCACACAACUACUCUAUAGGAUAGAGUACGUUCACAGUCGACACCUGAUCUAUCGGGACAUCAAGCCGGAGAACUUCCUGAUCGGACGGUGCCCAACAAAACGGGAGAAGAUCGUUCACAUCAUCGACUUCGGACUGGCCAAAGAGUACAUAGACCUGGAGACGAACAAACACAUACCCUAUCGGGAACACAAAAGCCUGACGGGGACGGCGCGUUACAUGAGCAUCAACACGCACCUUGGAAAAGAGCAGAGCAGAAGAGACGACCUGGAAGCGCUGGGGCACAUGUUCAUGUACUUCCUGCGGGGCAGCCUGCCCUGGCAGGGUCUGAAGGCGGACACGCUGAAGGAGCGGUAUCAGAAGAUCGGCGAGACGAAGCGGAACACACCGAUCGAGGUGCUCUGCGACGGGCACCCGGAAGAGAUGGCCAAGUACCUGCGGUACGUCCGCAGACUGGACUUCUUCGAGACGCCCGACUACGAGUACCUGAGGAACCUGUUCAAGGAACUCUUCCAGAAACGGGGCUUCCUCGACGACGGCGAGUUCGAUUGGAAUGGCAAGUCGAUGCCACACAACUUCGACAAGCUUAGGGUGCUGCGGAACGCGCCUCCCUCUCACGUGGAAAAAACGAGAUCCGAUAAGUCGACGCCCGUUGGAUCGCUACAGACCGGACAGGAGAUCAUCGUGUCGCCGAGUCGCGAUCGGCAUCCGUACAAGGAUGUGACUGCAUCAGGAGGGGUGGGAGGCGGGGGCGGUAAGUUGGUGGGAACCACGUGGCAGGAUACCGUGAAGCAAUCAGGACCGGGUGGUACGUUGACACCCGCUGAUAGGCACGGUUCAGUACAGGUGGUGUCAUCGACGAACGGAGAGUUGGCGAACGACGAUCCCACCGCAGGACACUCGAACACACCAAUCACAGCGCCGCAAGAGGUGGACAUGGUCGACGAAACCAAUGUUGGUUUUUUUUACAGAUGCUGUUGCUUCUUCAAGCGGAAGAAGAAGAAAAGUGGAAGGCAAAAGUGACUGUCUGUUGUCGUCGAUCUUGGGGGGGCAGUACAGUGCGCGUGUAACAGUGCGGAUGAUCGAGUCUACGAGGAUGAUGAUCAUGCGAGUGUCGUCGGGCCGCUGCAAACCGGUGAGCCGAACCGGCGGAGAAAGAGGAUCACCCUCGCCGAGCCUGAGUCCGAUCUGGAUCCAAAAUGGCGGUGUAGGCCGGCGAAGCUUCUGCGGACCGGAAGUCGCUCGAUUUCCCGGGAUCCACUACUGCAGACCACGAUGGCACGGCGUAGACGACGCAGCCGCAAUCGAAUUCAACCACCACCACACAGCCAUCAUUACUACUGCUAUUAUUACUACUAUUAUUAUCAUGAUUAUUAUCACGAUUAACUAUUUUGCUCCUCCUUCCUUUUUCUCUCCUUUUACGAUUACAAUUGUCAUUACAAUUAAUUAUCCUUACUCUCACAAUUUAUUGUAUUAUUAUUUUAUUAUUAUUUUAUGAUUAUUAUUAUUAUCGUAAUACGAUUGUCAUUGUCAUCUCGUCCACGAUCACCGUUUGUUGGAUCAAACAUCGUUUGUCAGAUUAUGCCGAUGUUACUCUACCCAUUUCAACGUAUUGUAAAACUCUCUCGUGUCCACCGUUGACUGAUGACGACGCCGGUAAGGGUCCCUGAGUUUUCAGUGACCCCGGUGAAGUUCAAUAUACAUAUAUAUAUAUAAACAUUAUAUAUAUUACCCGGCAAUUUCGGUGUCCACCCAAGCACCUAGCUGCGCGUAACGAUGAAAAUAAAGAAACAGAGUAAAAUUAACGUAAAGGAAUUGACGUGCCGAUGGUGAAAGAACGCGUUCGUGCCUGCGACACACACAUACACACUUCAUUAAUUAAAUCAUGUUAACCGAUUGGCCGAAGAUUGCCGAUCGCUGCGAUUGCUCGUGUGUUUACGAUCAUUGUAUCGACGAUGAUCGUACUACCGGACGGUUCGGAGCGGGAUCCAUGUCAGAGGUUUUAUUUUGCGAUCGCUGAGAUUACAGAGCGGGCGUUGGAAGCAAUAUGAAACGAAUGUAACAGUCGGAUUGUGCCAGGCUUCGACGAACUCCCGUAAUUUUUAUAAGAAAUCAAAGCCAAGCCUCUCCGACCACCCGGUAGCCUAAUCGUCGAGCCAAAGCUGAGAUCUCAUUUCACUGAAACAGUCCCGGAUCAACGUACUUCCGCUUCUGUCGAGGUCUGAAACACGAUCGCCCAGUCCGAUCCAGCUGGAAAGGCAUGAAACUGAAAGAACAGGUUCAAUCGCUAAUUGAUUUCUGAUCAUUCGAGGCUCGUCGCCUCGUUUCAGACGUUCCCAAUCAUUUGCUUCGAUCGAACGUUUAUCUCGGUCGGGGAUCGUUUCUUUUCUUUCUUUGUUGUCCUCUUAAUUUUCCGCUCGGGCUGCAGAAAGUGAACGUGCAACAGUAUUAACGCUAUCCGUGAAUGUAAUCGUGAGAAUCGUGCGCCGAUUGUAACUUCAGCGAAUUCAUUUUAUCUUUCACAACUCCUUUUUUUUGUGCCCACACUGCCUACCGCUCUAUCCAAAGUGUCUCGUAAUUUCGCGGCCGUUUUCUGACGGUAUGAACGAGGACUAUGCUAACGCUUUGAUCGCCGCUGAUCGUAGCGCACUAUCGGCGCUUUUCGCACAAUUAUUAUACUUAAUCGAGGGAAAUUCAGGAUGAACGGUACCGUUAGCAGAAUCACGUGCGCGUCGCGGCGGCCCUCAAAACGUUAGGUACACAGGAAAUGAUAACUUCGACCAGGACAAGAGGCACUCUGAAAUCAUGAAGGAUUUCGUUAUCGCAACCUUUUGAUAAAUGUGUUAUCUUUUUCUUAUUUUUAUACUGGAAAUGCGACCGCACACAACUCGGUCGCGAAAUUAUGGGACACCUUGCGCAAGUAUACGUUCAUGAAGACACCGCACUGUACAUAAUGUAACGACAAAUAUUUUGCUACGGAGCCGCUAUAUCUUGCGUCGGAUGCGCGACGCGUUUCACUUAAUUGUAUAUUAUUUAAUAAAGCUGUGUAUCCACCAAAGGAACACUACGGGACUUCUUAUUGUUAACUUGUCGCUCGUUGUCAACUUCUCUACGACCAGUCCUCGACUCCGGAAUCAACGCUUCGUUGAAUCAAGCAACAAGUUUAGCAACAAGAUGUUCCAAGAGGGAACGUUUACAGUCUCUGUGAACUCCUACGUCUUCAUGAACGCAACGUGCUACUUACACGAACAUUUCAGUUUCCGAACAGCUCAGCAAACAUGUUCGAGCGUUCGCAGAAACGAUUAAUUAACUCUCGUACGCUUCUUCGCUCGUUUUAUGUCGACAAAGUGUGUUUCAUUUGUAAUCGCACGUUUUAGAAAAUAAUACAGCAUUGUAACGAAGAGACGCCAAACGUUUGGCAUCUAAAAAGAAAAUGGAUGAUCGAGGAGCGUACAGGUGUUAAUGAGAUGAGCCUCGUUUUAGCGUGACGAUGUUGUCGCUGAUAUUUGUAACUCGCAUAGAAAACAAAUAAAAAGCACGAGGAAACGUACCGAUUUCAGUUUCAUGCCUUCCAUGACGAGUUGGCAAGUCCAAGCUCCGUUUCAUAUAACAUAUCGAGAGGGAAGAAGCGCGUAAGAGUUACUUGUCCGUAGAUAGAAAUGUCUCCGCCGUGAACAAAUCUCCUAGGACGUAGAUCGCGAAACUAUACAUAUGAUAACACACCGAUACCGUUCAUCCGUGUUCUAACCGAGCCGAUUCGAGAGACGAUCUCGCGCCUCGGGUCAUCCGGGUUUGAACCCGCUAGUUUCGAACAGAGAGCCUCCCUUUUUUUUAAUUUCUUCGAGAGCACCAAACCGUGCGAACGGGAAACAAAAAUCACACCCAGAGAACCAAAGUACGUAAAAUUGAUCGACGUAGGAGCCGAUUUUCGAUACCGUCUUGAAACAAAACAGAAUUAAACUCUCCUCAGAGCGUGUCGCUGUUUAUGAUCGACGUGGACGAAAGAAUUUUAAAAGAGUGAAUAAAAGAGAGAUGAAUAUUCGAA
Molecule: messenger RNA, 5929 nt
Organism: Megalopta genalis
Lineage: Eukaryota; Metazoa; Arthropoda; Insecta; Hymenoptera; Halictidae
Source: RefSeq, a predicted model, not a curated record